Molecule: messenger RNA, 1680 nt
Organism: Penicillium argentinense
Lineage: Eukaryota; Fungi; Ascomycota; Eurotiomycetes; Eurotiales; Aspergillaceae
Product: sugar porter family MFS transporter
Exons: 3
Coding region: 1-1680 (559 amino acids)
Biological process (GO): carbohydrate transport; transmembrane transport
Cellular component (GO): plasma membrane
Molecular function (GO): carbohydrate:proton symporter activity
Source: RefSeq, a predicted model, not a curated record
AUGGGUGUUACAAGCUUCAUGACCCGCUUCAAGGGUGGUGAGGACUCUCAGUUCUCCUCCCAGGCUCCCACUCCUGCCCGUGCCGACUCGACCAGCGCCGAGAAGGAUGAGGGCAUCAUCGACGACAGCCCCGUCAAGUACCUGACCUGGCGCUCCUUCAUCCUCGGCCUGUGUGUCUCCAUGGGUGGUUUCAUCUUCGGUUACUCGACUGGUCAAAUCUCGGGUUUCACCAGCAUGACUGAUUUCAAGACCCGCUUCGCCGAAUAUAAUGCCGCCACCGGAGAAUAUGCUUUCAGCAACGUUCGCAACGGUCUCAUUGUUGGUCUGCUCUCGAUCGGUACUAUGAUUGGUGCCCUGGUCGCUGCCCCCAUCGCCGACAAGAUUGGCCGCAAGCUCUCGAUUUCCUUCUGGGCUCUCAUCAACAUCGUUGGUAUCAUCGUCCAGAUUGCCACCAUCGACAAAUGGUACCAGGUUGCUCUCGGUCGCUGGGUCAUGGGUCUCGGUGUCGGUGCUCUGUCCAGCGUCGUCCCCAUGUACCAGUCCGAGUCGGCUCCCCGCCAGGUCCGUGGUGCCAUGGUCAGCGCCUUUCAGUUAUUCGUCGCCUUCGGUAUCUUCAUCUCUUACAUUGUCAACUACGGUACCGUCCAUGUCAACUCCAGCGCUUCGUGGCGUAUCACCAUGGGUAUUGGUUUCGCCUGGCCUCUGAUUCUGGGUAUCGGUACUCUGUUCCUGCCCGAAUCUCCUCGGUUUGCCUACCGUCACGGCCGUGUUGAGGAGGCCCGCGAGGUCAUGGCCAAGCUCUACGGUGUCCCCACCAACCACCGCGUUGUUGCUCAGGAAAUGGCUGACAUGAAGCAUAAGCUCGACGAGGAGAAGUCCGUCGGCAAGGCUCCCUGGCACGAGGUUCUCACCGGUCCCCGCAUGUUCUACCGUACCAUGCUUGGUAUUGCUCUGCAGUCUCUGCAGCAGCUGACCGGUGCCAAUUUCAUCUUCUACUACGGUACCAGCAUCUUCCAGGGAGUCGGUUUGAGCGACUCCUUCGUUACCCAGAUCAUUCUGGGUGCCGUCAACUUCGGUAUGACUCUGCCUGGUCUGUACGUCGUCGAGCACUAUGGUCGCCGCAACUGCCUGAUGGUCGGUGCCGCCUGGAUGUUCAUUUGCUUCAUGAUCUGGGCUUCUGUCGGCCACGAGGUUCUGCACGCCAACCCCUCGUCUCACCCCGCCGGUGUUGCCAUGAUUGUCUUCACCUGUUUCUUCAUUGUCGGCUUCGCUACCACCUGGGGUCCCAUCGUUUGGGCCAUCUGUGGUGAGAUGUACCCUUUCCGCUACCGUGCUACCUGCAUGGGUGUCGCCACCGCUGCCAACUGGACCUGGAACUUCCUCAUCUCCUUCUUCACUCCCUUCAUCUCCAGCUCCAUUGACUUCCGUUACGGUUAUGUCUUCGCUGCCUGCUGUUUCGCCGCCGUCCUUGUUGUCUUCUUCUUUGUCAACGAGACCCAGGGCCGCACCCUGGAGGAGGUCGACACCAUGUACGUGCUGCACGUCAAGCCCUGGAAGUCCGCCAGCUGGGUUGCCCCCGAGGGCAUCGUGGCCGAUCUCCAUGGCCCCAUCGAGCCCAAGGAGGGUGCCGGCCAGCAGCAGCAGGAUGAGACUGCCCGCGCUGCUGAGAUCCAGGAGUAA